Molecule: messenger RNA, 492 nt
Organism: Symbiodinium natans
Lineage: Eukaryota; Dinophyceae; Suessiales; Symbiodiniaceae
Source: the annotation of a GenBank genome assembly
AUGCGUGCGUGGGCAAUUCUUCGUGGGGGUGGACCUUUAAUGCUCCGUGAUUCGGAAAAGCUCACCGUGCAAGCGCUCGGGAAGCUUGGCUAUUUGGAUAGCAACUUCAACUCGGACGUGACAGAGGCCAUGCUGGCUUUUGUCAACAGACCGGCGAACAAGCACAUGCUUCGCAAGCUUGAGAUGUUACCUGUGCCAAUGGACAAGCUGGCGGACGUUGAUGAGAAGCUAAGGGCUGCGCUUUUAUCCCACUUCACGAAUGGCCAGUGGCAGGUGCCAGCUCAAGACCUUGAAGUGCGCCAGCUCCUCCAACGACUUGGCUUCCUGUCCGCAGAAGCAAACGACCCAAAGACCGUUUCGAAGGCAAUGCGCGAGUAUGCACAGCAAGAGGGACUGCCAUGGAGGAGGACAUACAACUUGAAUGUGUUUCAGAUCAUGCAUCAUGCCAACACGAAUCCCAACAAAGCAAGGUGGGUCGAGUUUCAAAGUUGA